GGGAAGUGGCCCAAGUCCCGGGAUCGCUCCGCCGAAUCCGCCCGCGCGUCGCCGCCGUCGCCACCGCCCCCCGUCCCGGCCCCCCCCGGGUUCCCUCAGCCCAGCCCGGUCCAGCCCGGUUCCCGGGAGGAUGAAGUUCGUGUAUAAAGAGGAGCAUCCGUUCGAGAAGCGCCGCUCUGAGGGCGAGAAGAUCCGAAAGAAAUACCCGGACCGGGUCCCGGUGAUAGUAGAAAAGGCUCCCAAAGCUCGGAUAGGAGACCUGGACAAAAAGAAAUAUCUGGUGCCUUCUGAUCUUACAGUUGGUCAGUUCUACUUCUUGAUCCGGAAGCGAAUUCAUCUCCGAGCUGAGGAUGCCUUGUUUUUCUUUGUCAACAAUGUCAUUCCACCCACCAGUGCCACGAUGGGUCAGCUGUACCAGGAACACCAUGAAGAAGACUUCUUUCUAUACAUUGCCUACAGUGACGAAAGUGUCUAUGGUCUGUGAAGCUGCUGUCCCUAAGGUGGUGGUGGGGGGUCCCAUUCUACAAAGAGAGACGUGGCCCCCCUUCCUUGAACUGCUCCUCCUUGAGGGUCAAACACCACCUCCCUUUUUCAGGACCUGCACUUCCUAAUGUUUAAAACUCUCUUCCAGCCCCUUUAAACACAAGGGUUAAUGGGGGGAUGGCCUCUAGUACCCACCCUUUCUCCAUUCUUCCCCUUUACCACCUUUCCCAUUCUGCUUUAGACUUCUUGACUGUCAAUCUCUGUCACAUCUGGUGAUUGUUUUGGUUUCUGUUCCCUUUCUAACUGCCCAAGGGGCUCAGAACCCCAACAAUCCCUUCUUUUCACUACCUUCUUUUUUGGGGGUAGAUGGAAGGGACUGAAAUUGUGGGGGGAAGGUAGGAGGCACAUCAAUAAAGAGAAAACCACCAAACUGAA
This is a messenger RNA of Kogia breviceps (pygmy sperm whale), 918 nucleotides long. RefSeq names its product GABA type A receptor-associated protein (gene GABARAP). Gene Ontology annotation, molecular function: ubiquitin protein ligase binding; GABA receptor binding. Gene Ontology annotation, cellular component: autophagosome membrane; cytosol; autophagosome. Gene Ontology annotation, biological process: macroautophagy; autophagy of mitochondrion; autophagosome assembly. NCBI's taxonomy places the organism in Eukaryota, Metazoa, Chordata, Mammalia, Artiodactyla, Physeteridae. The record is from RefSeq and is a predicted model, not a curated record.